This is a messenger RNA of Thermothelomyces thermophilus ATCC 42464, 1848 nucleotides long. RefSeq lists its product as uncharacterized. The transcript is spliced from 6 exons. NCBI's taxonomy places the organism in Eukaryota, Fungi, Ascomycota, Sordariomycetes, Sordariales, Chaetomiaceae. The coding region runs from base 1 to 1848 and encodes 615 amino acids. Gene Ontology annotation, molecular function: adenosine deaminase activity. The record is from RefSeq and is a predicted model, not a curated record. Gene Ontology annotation, biological process: adenosine catabolic process; inosine biosynthetic process.
AUGCAUUCCCUCUUCCAGCUCAUUGGUUGGAAACUCACAUCGCGCCGCCGCCGCCGCCGCCGCCGACUCGACCAACGCGUCGAAGCUGCUUUGAAGAAAUAUCUCCAUGACCGCGAGGAGGCAUUGGACAGGGAAUUAAAAAUGGGUUUUGAAGCGGCGAUCAAGAAUGCUUCCCUGUAUAAGCGCCCAACAGACCUGGAACUAAGCGCAGACCGCACCCUCCAGCUUAUGAAACAGCACGAUAUAGACACCUAUUACAGGGGCUCGGAAACCGAUUCGCUUGGCCAGGCGCAUCCACAUUUUUACGGCGAUCACUUUCUUCACAAUGUGAACAUCAUCGAGCGGACCAAACUCUUCAGGCUCUGCCAGGGGAUGCCCAAGGGUGCUCACCUCCACAUCCACUUCAAUGCCAAUUGUCACCCAUCAUUCUUACUCAACAUCGCCAAGGAAAUGAAUCACAUGUACAUCUGGAGCACCAAGGCGCUUACCAACAAAGAGGCAUUCCAACGAUGCGAGAUACGGUUCAGCAUUCUCAGCGAGCAAAAUCUCAAAAAGAAAAACCCGCUCGGGAACCUAAACAUCCUGAGCUCGGAAUACAAGACCUAUGAGGACCUCAAGGACCGAGGCGAGACUGGGUGGAUGAGCUACAAAACAUUCAGGAUGCUAUUUCCUCAACAUAAGAUAGAAGGAGUGGAAAAAGACGUGGAUAAAUGGUUGCUAAGCAAACUUGUGUUCAGCGCUGAAGAGGCGUACAAUUCGCGCCAGUGUGCUGCAGGAAUGAUGAAGGGCCUUUUCAACUACCAGACAGCGUUCGUCCGAUACACCCAGGCGUGCCUGGAAGAAUUCGCCAGGGACAAUAUCCAAUAUGCCGAGAUCCGACUUGAUUUUAUGCCUAACAACCAGUUGUGGGACGACGAAGGCAAGGACCAGAUGAGCAACGAGCGGAUGAUGGAGCUCAUCAUUGAGGGUUACAACGCCUUCCAGUUAAGGCACCAGAGGAAGGUUUUCAAGGGGCUUAAGGUCAUCUACUGCACACCACGGUCGUUCGACAAGCCAAAAAUUGUAUUCGCUCUAAACCAGUGCAUUGAGUUCAAGAAGAAGUUCCCCGAGUUCAUUGCUGGCUUCGAUCUUGUUGGCGAGAAAGGCAACGGCAACAAAUACCCCCUGAAGCACUUUGCCGAGGAGCUUCUCGAGUUCCGGCACAAGUGUAAAGCCGAAAACCUGGACAUACCCUUCCUAUUCCACUGCGGAGAGACGCUCGAAAACGGUACCGAUGCCGACCAUGAUCUCAUCGAUGCGAUCCUCCUUGGCGCUAAGCGCAUCGCUCACGGCUAUGCUGUGCCCUGGCACCCCUGGGUCAUGCAACAAUUGAAGGCUAGGAACAUAUGCAUAGAGCUCUGCCCCAUAUCCAACGAAAUCCUCGGCUUGACCUCUAGGAUUGGCGGCCACUCGGCGUAUACCGCACUCGCCAACGACAUCGUGGCUUGCGUCAACACGGACCACGGUGGCCUUUUUCGCUCGACUCUCGCGCACGAGUUCUACCAGAUCAUGGCUGGCAAACGCAACAUGACGCUCAUUGAUUUCCGCCAACUGGCCUAUUGGAGCCUCGAGUUUUCCUGCAUGACUCCCGCGGAGAAGAACGCCGUUAUCGACGACUGGGAGAAGAUGUGGUCGUAUUUCGUGCUGCGCAUCUUCGCUGGCGAUUUUGGGCUACUCGGUCACUCGAGCAGCAGCCAACCUGCUUCCCAUGCCGGUGCUGCCGCUCCGCACAGCAGCCGGCCCGGCUCUUCCGGGGCCGCCGAGUGGCAUCACCGGAGAGAGACGCCGGAAGCUCUUUUGGGCGCCUAA